Molecule: messenger RNA, 1470 nt
Organism: Paramecium sonneborni
Lineage: Eukaryota; Ciliophora; Oligohymenophorea; Peniculida; Parameciidae
Source: the annotation of a GenBank genome assembly
AUGAAAUUUUUUAAUGAUUUUUAGUUAAAGUUUUAAGAAAAAGAAUUGGAAGAGAAAUACUAAAUAGAGAAAGCAAAUGAAAUAAAAAAACCUGUAUUUUAAUUUAUACUAUUUCUUUCCUUUUGUUCUAAUAUUAUAGUAUUAGCACUUCAUUUUUUCGAUAAGCCUUCAGAAACCUGGUAUAUAAAUUUGAUAUUGACUAUUUUGGCAGUAAUUUAAAUUAUAUUUAUUCUGAUACUCAAACAACUUUAAUAUAUUUAAAUUGCUUUAACAUUUAGCAGUAUUGCAAUAGGAAUUUUAUAACUUAAUGUCGAUCCAUUAAAUACUACUUAAACUGAAUUUUAUACUUAUGGAUGUUUAUUUAUGUAAUUUUAAGCAGUCCUAUUCAUGAUUUCUAGUUUUAAUCAUGCAUUUAUUUAAUUAAUCUGUAGUCUUGCAAUAAGAACAUCAAUUACUACUGUCUAUUCAAAUAGGCCAGAUUAUUUAUCUAUAUUUGUAGGACUAUUUGGUUGUAUUUUAAUACUUAUUACAAUAUAUGUAAGAGACAAAAAUGAAAGAAGAUAUUUCAUACAAAAUUUAAAGGAAAAUAAUCUAAAAAAAUUAGGAAAAUUUUUGAUAAAUAAACCAUAUCUUAAAAUAUAAUUUUUUGAAGAUGAAUAAAUUUUUAAAUUACUAAGUUAAAGCCAAAUUAACAAUUUUCCUGGUUAUAAUUAAUAGAUAUGCAAUGGAUGUAAUGCAAGAAAUAUGUUAAGAAAUUAUUUAUUAGAAAAUGGAAUGUUAGAGUAAAUAUUAUUAAAUCAGCCUGAUUUUAUAAAGUUUGGUUGUACUUUAAUGGUUAAAUGUGAAAAAAUAAAAUUUCUAAUUAAGUUGUGUCUUAUAGAUCCUCAACAUCGUUAAUACUUAAUUAUUUUUUAAGAAUAUCAUUAAAAAAUUGUAAAGGUUCUAUAAUAAGAAAAGGAAUAAAAUAAAUUAAAAGACUUUUUAAAAUAAAAUCAAGUUUAUUAUCAUUAAAAAGUAUUUAAUUUAGGGGCUUUUAGCGUUUUGCUUUUAAAUAAUUAAGUUAUAAAGAGAUUCGAGUUCAAAUAACUUUUAUUCAAAAUAGUCAGGAUUUAUUAAUCAAGAUUUUUUCCAAAUAUCGAAAUAGAAAUCUAAGCAAAAGAUACUUAAAUUUAUAUUUGUUAAUAUUUACAUUAAUUAAGAAUCUUUUUCAUUUAGGUAUUUGAAAUAAUUUCCGAAAUCACUUUAUAGGAUAAGGAGAAAGUGUAGGUAAUUAUUAAUUAGAGUCUGAAUAAUAUUGAAUUUAAUAUAGAGGGUUUGAAUCAAAAACUCUUUGAAUAAAAAUUUUGUGAAAAUUAUUUUGUUAAUCGAAUUAAAAGUUUAUUAUUAGAUGAUUGCCAAUUUUCUGAAACAAAAACUACAUUCGUCUUUAUAAAUUACCCUUUGGGAACAUAUUAUUAUAAGAAUUAAUGA